Molecule: messenger RNA, 1830 nt
Organism: Caenorhabditis sp. 36 PRJEB53466
Lineage: Eukaryota; Metazoa; Nematoda; Chromadorea; Rhabditida; Rhabditidae
Source: the annotation of a GenBank genome assembly
AUGGCGAACAAUGAUGAUAAAAAAGAGGAUGAGAAGAACCCGAUGGAUAAUGUCCGCUUUAAGAUGGGCAAAAAGUGCGUGGCUUUCGGCUUUCAAAGAUUUACAAAACUGGUCCGGACCGAUCAAAGAACGGUCACAAAGUGUAGCAAACGAAAAAUUUCCGCGAAGAUGUGUUAGAAAACGUAGCAAAUUCGAAUUUUCCGCAGACUCUCCGGCUGGAUAAUCGAAAAGACGCUGGACGAGGGCGGAUUCGGUCAAGUUUAUCUGGUUCGGCACGAGGGCGGAAAACGAUGGGCGGCGUUGAAGGCGGAAUCGAACGACGUCGAGGGCGGCUCGGCCAUCAAGUUGGAGUCGUUGAUUCUGAUGAAAUUGAACAAGAAUGGCCCGAAUCCGCACAUUCCCAUCCUGUUUGCCGCCGCGAAACGGGAAAAAUAUUGUAGGCUCGAGCACAUGCUGUUUUUUUCCUUUCGUUUGUAGAAAUUGUGUAUACCCUUGUGCCUAAUUCACUCAUUCACUUCAAAAAAUCAUUUGAAAGGUGGUACAAUAGCUAAUUCUGAAGUUUUUGACGUUUUUAGAGUUCGCGGAAUCCCUUUGUCUGAUUUGUCGAAGUGAAUCAGUGAAUGACUGUGAAAAGGCACUAAAAAUCGCAUAUUUGUUGCAGGCUACAUGAUCAUGACGUUGCUCGGCGAAAACUUGAAAUCGCUGAAAACGAAGCGUCCGAAAGAGCGGUUCACACGUGGCACGUGGUCCCGACUGGGCAUUCAGUGCCUCUAUUCGCUCAAAUUCAUGCACGACUGCGGAUUCGUGCAUCGUGACAUCAAACCGCAGAAUUUCAUGAUGGGCAACGAGGAGGACAAGGAACGCGCGCGCAUUGUGCACGUCCUCGACUUUGGACUCGCCCGGCCCUUUGCCACCUACGUACCGUUUUUUUUUUUGAAACCGCGGUUUUCGAGCAAGAAAACGCCUCGUUUUGCAGAGCGAAAAAACGAAAAAAUGGACGGCGCGGCGGGCACGUGGCACCGCCGAAUUCCGCGGAACCCUUCGCUACACGUCGCCGAAUGUGCACAUGCGCAAGGAGCAGGGCCGCGUCGACGACGUCUGGUCGAUGAUGUUCGUGCUGAUCGAGCUGAACGGCGGCCUUCCGUGGCAGACGGUGCAGAGUCGAGACGAGGUGGAGGCGAUGAAGAUGGGAAUGCCCGAUCGGCUGGUCAUGCUCAACAUGCCCCAGUGCCUUUCCGGCGUCAUUCCGCACCUCCGCACGCUCGACUACUAUCAGAGACCCGAUUAUCAGUACGGUUUUUGCCUUUCGAAACUUUUUUUUUCGCUUGUUCACUUUCAGCAUGAUUUUCAAGGGACUCUGGCAAGUGAUGCUCAACGAAGGACAGACUCCGAGCUCUCGAUUCGACUGGGAAACCAAGGAUCCUGAUGUGAGUGCGCGUUUUCGGUAAUGUUCUAGGCUAGGCUGUGCAAGCGGCAAUGAACCGAUCGGGCCGAAACUUUGCAGGCCGAUCGGGCGUUUUGGUCUCGAGAUAUACUGAGAAAAAUCUAGGCUUUUAGGCGCAAGCGAAAAGUCAUUUUGCAGCCUUCGGUGCCACCAGCGGAUUGGGAAAACCCCGACGGACGCUAUUUCAAGGUAAAGCUCGCAUUUUGAGUGAAAUUUCGACUGAAAAUGUGCAGACGGACGUGACGAGAAUUAACGGACCACCCGGCGGACCGCCCGGCGGAUCGACGAUGGGCGCCGCCGAGAGCACGAACAACGCCGAAGGAGAGGCGAAGAGCGACAAGUGUCCGUCGGGCGGCAAGAAGAAGAAAAAGAAGGAGAAUAAGUAG